AUGCCGCACGUACAGCUUAAUCCUAGGACAACUUCCUUAGAGUUUUAUGGCAUACCGGGUGUCCUAGCCAUCUCGCUUGGACUGCCAAUCUUCGUUAUAUUUUUGAACCAGUUGAUCCGGACUGAUUACUACAUAGUUGGGAUUUUUCAAAACUUCAAGGUAGAGCAGGUGUGGAACCAUCUGAAGCCAUUUUCAUACUAUGUUUACAACUAUCAAUUGUGGACGUAUUACUUGGCAUGGUUUUUCGGGCUUUCUAUCUUGGAUCUAGUGUUACCAGGUCGUGAAUUGUUGGGCGUCAAGCUACGCGAUGGCGCUCAAUUGGCUUACAAGAUUAAUGGGGUUGCCAUGAUAUCUACUUUAGUGCUUGUGCUUUGUGUUAGAUGGAAUAUAACUGGUGGUCAAAUGCCUGAGAUUCAAUAUCUUUAUGAACACCAUGUUGAUCUUUGUAUCAUUACCAUUUUGUUUUCUUUUAUGUUGUCCACUUUCAUUUACAUUAGUAGUUUUAUUCCGCUAGUACGUCCUAAUGGAGUUGGAACGAGAGAACGCGUAUUAGCACUUGGUGGCAAUUCAGGAAAUUUGAUUUAUGAUUGGUUUAUCGGUAGAGAGUUGAAUCCAAGAAUAGGACCGUUGGAUAUUAAGUUGUUUUGUGAGUUAAGACCCGGACUGUUGCUGUGGUUGCUAAUUAAUAUAUCUUGUUUGCAUCACUACUAUUUGAAAUAUGGUCAGGUGAAUGAUGCGUUGCUGUUAAUAAACGUUUUGCAAGGUUUUUAUAUAUUUGAUGGCGUUCUUAACGAAGAAGGUGUACUUAUGAUGAUGGACAUUACUACUGAUGGGUUCGGAUUCAUGCUGAUAUUUGGUGAUCUAUGUCUCGUUCCAUUCACAUAUUCUUUACAAGCUCGUUAUCUGUCCAUUUCUCCCAUAUCACUAGGAAACUACUGGAUUGCGGUAAUUUUAGGCGUAAUGAGCAUGGGUUACUGGAUUUUUCACUCAUCAAAUAACCAAAAAUCAAACUUCAGGCAAGGAAAGCUCCCCAAUCUAAAGAGUAUUCAAACAGACCGAGGUACAAAGCUAUUAUGUGAUUCAUGGUGGGCUAUGUCUCAACACAUCAAUUACCUGGGAGAUUGGCUGAUGUCCUUGAGUUGGUGUCUAUGCACGAGGUUCGAAACUCCUUUGACUUACUACUAUUCUGUAUUCUUUGCGAUACUCUUACUCCAUCGUCAGCGCAGAGACGAGCACAAGUGCAGAGAAAAAUAUGGAAAAAGCUGGCAAACAUACGAAUCACAAGUCCCAUACAGGAUAAUACCAUACAUAUACUAA
Eremothecium cymbalariae DBVPG#7215 is the source of this 1317-nucleotide messenger RNA. RefSeq names its product delta(14)-sterol reductase (gene ERG24). Gene Ontology annotation, molecular function: Delta14-sterol reductase activity. Gene Ontology annotation, cellular component: endoplasmic reticulum membrane. Gene Ontology annotation, biological process: ergosterol biosynthetic process. NCBI's taxonomy places the organism in Eukaryota, Fungi, Ascomycota, Saccharomycetes, Saccharomycetales, Saccharomycetaceae. Bases 1 to 1317 code for a protein of 438 amino acids. The record is from RefSeq and is a predicted model, not a curated record. The transcript has a single exon.